Molecule: messenger RNA, 2950 nt
Organism: Linderina pennispora
Lineage: Eukaryota; Fungi; Kickxellomycota; Kickxellomycetes; Kickxellales; Kickxellaceae
Product: Suf-domain-containing protein
Exons: 8
Coding region: 270-2870 (866 amino acids)
Biological process (GO): mRNA 3'-end processing
Cellular component (GO): nucleus
Molecular function (GO): protein binding; mRNA binding
Source: RefSeq, a predicted model, not a curated record
UUCAGCUAUCACCAGCAUCAUCCCACCACCAACACCACCACAGCUUCAUCCAGCAAGCAGCACAGCCGACAUUUGGACAUGAGCGAGCCGCGAGCCAUUGGGAUCGAACCGAGCUGCCUGCCAGCUAAUGAUGCUGACCUUUUUUGUUUUAUUUGCUUGCUCUCGCUGGCCAACUCGUAUUUCGCCUCUUCUUUCUUCACAUUCCAGACUCUUUUUCACGCAAACAGGUGCAGAAAAACAUCAAUACAUUAUUGAAUACGGAAGCAUAAAUGUCUGCUGCAGAAUCUGAUGCCAUGGCCAGCCUUUCGUUGGAAAAUCCGGGAUCCAACCCGAGCGAAUCGUGGGUCGAGAGCUACCGACAGCAGCUAGCGCGUGCUCCAUACAACGCGGAGCUGUGGAUGGAAUUUCUUCAUGCAGCUAAGGCCCAGAGCGACGGCGAACUGACUCGUGAAGUAUAUGCGGAUAUUCUUCAGCGGUAUCCGCACAGCGGGCGCCUGCUAUCUGAGUACGUCGAGCUGGAGCUCAGCCUGGGCGAGAAAGAGCGUGCUGAGUCUGUGUUUAACGAGAAGCUGUUCACAGCACCUUCGCUGGAGCUUUGGAAGUGCUACCUGAACUACGUGCUAAGAUCGAACACGGAUGCGAGUGGGAUGGUAGCGCUGCCCGAGAACCGCACCACAGUGCUGAACUGCUACAAGCUGGUACUGGAAAACGGCAAAUAUGGCUUCAGCUAUAUCGAAUUCCUGAGCACUGGUGAGGGGUAUGGGCAGUACGAGGAGCAGCUGAAGGCCACGCAAAUGCGUGAGGCAUUCCAGCAGGCAGUGGCGAUUCCGCUGCUCAAGGUCGAGGAGAUCUGGAAGCGCUACGACGCGUUUGAGAAUGGGCAGAACCGGGCAGCAGCCAAGCGGUACCUGAGCGAGCUGUCGCCCACAUACAUGACAGCGCGCACCGCGAUGCGUGAAAUGAGCAAAUUCUUUGACGAAAUGCAGCACACUGCACCAGUGCACAGUCUACCCAAGCAGCCCGAGUGGACGCAGCCCGAGAUCACGUAUCUGGAGGCAUGGAAGCGCUACCUGAAAUGGGAGAUCAGCAACCCGCUGCGCCUGACAGAGAGCGCAGGGGUGCAGAAGCGUGUGAUCUAUGCGUACAACCAGGCAUGCAUGGCUCUGAGGUUCUUCCCAGAGGUGUGGAUUGAAUUUGCCAGCUACCUUUGGGCGUUGGGCCAGCGCGACGCAGCUCUGGCCAAGAUCCGCGAUGCUAGCGAGGUCAUGCCGGAAAGCCUGGCGGUGCAGUUCUCGUACGCUGAGAUGGCUGAGAAGAUGAAGCAGUUCUCAUUGUGCAAGGAUAUAUACGAGGGCCUGGUCACGUCUGCGCGCAGUGCGCUGGAGAACGUGUCAGCCAAGUACACGCGUCGGCUCGACAAGCUAUCGCAGAAACUGAAUAAGAUGAAGGAGGCAGCGAAUGCCGGUGACCAUGCGAUGGACUCGCCGUCUGCUGCCCCAGCGAAUGACGGCGAGGACAGUGCAGUGUCGUCGGAAUCUGAGUGUGAGCAGUCUGCAUCUGAGGGCGAUGAUUUCAUGGGUGACAGUGAAGGUAAGGCAAAGCGCUUGCUGGAGAAGCGGAUCAGCCGUACGCGUGUGCGCAUGGAGGAAAAGAUGUCCGAGAAGCGCACGACGUACACGCUGAUAUGGACCAUGUACAUGCGGUAUGUGCGGCGCUGUUGCGGCGGCCGCGCAACGACCCCUGCCGGCUACAUCACGUACCACUUGUUUGUGUCGGCGGCGCUGAUCGAGUACCAUGUGGGGAAGCGGCCUGAUGUGGCCGGGCGGCUGUUUGAGUACUACUCCAAGAACUACUCUGACGACACCGAGUACAUCUUGCAAUACAUUACCCACUUGAUCAACUCCAAUGACGACAAGAAUGCGCGCGCCGUGUUUGAACGCUUCCACGCGCAAGCAGCCGGCGAGUCCAAGCAGCUCUGGGACAUGUUCGCCGACUAUGAGUACAACUACGGAGACAUCUCGUCUAUUGAGAAGCUCGAUUCUCCGGACGAAUCGGUGAUUUCGCGUGCAGCGGCCAAGUUUGGAUGCCUGGACAUUGACUGCGUGGCUGAGCGCGACUUUGGCUUUGCCCAGCGGACCGACUCAAUCAGCCGCAACAACGAUGACGACGACGACGACUUUGCUGGCGGCAUGGGAUACUCUGCAGCGAUGCCUGGGCUAGCCGUCGGCACAGUGUACGGCAAGCAGAUGAACAAGAAGCAGCUCCUGGCGCCAGUGCAGUCGAGCAGGUUUGUCAAGCCAUCGGUGGGCGGACUGCAGCCGUACAAUCCGACGAUCGAGCCGCUGCCCGAGUUUGGCACUGACGCAAUGGCAGGCACUGCCAGUGGGACUCCCACAGGCGGCAUGGGCGCGGAUAUGUCUACGUGGCCUCAAUGCUGUCGGCACCCGACACGUCGCCGUUCGAGCAGCAGCCGCUGGAUGUGGCGCGCGUGCUCGACAUGGUUAUGGACGCGAAGGUGUCGGGUCCGCUGGUGCCGUCAGAUUACCGGCCGUUGGAGUAUAUGCCGGCGGCUGUGCGUCCAGCACCAGCAGCAGCAGCCGUAUGGGCGCCGUGACAACAGCGGGCAUAGGGACAGCAGGAGCCGCAGCAUCCCGGAGCCAGCGUACCGUGGGUACAGUGCGGGGCAGAGCAGAGGGUCGCGUGGCGGGUACGGGGGCCGGUCAACCGGCAGCAGCUAUCGCUCGACUCCUUACGACCGCAACACACGGUAUGGUGGCGACGAUCGCGGCCGGUCUGGAUUCCGGGGUCCGCCGAAUGAAAGACCGUACGGGCAGCGCUACGAUUCGAACAGAAGCUACAGUAGAGACUGAGCGUAAAAGUUAACGUAAACAAGGGCUUGAUUCAAUUUCCGUGAUUAUUCCUGAAUAAAUGCCCUCUGAGCCUUUCCAGC